UAUCUUGGUGCGUUUAUCUGACAGCUUUUGUGGAGAUGAUUUUUUUUACCCUCUUCGUUCUGAUGCUAACACUUCAGCCGCCUCUGAUUCCAGGAGGUAAUUCAGAGCCGCUUGCUGCAGACUUGGCUGGAUCAGAGACGGAGCGUGAUCAGGGACUAGGGGAGGUCCACCCAUCUCUACACAGAGAGAAACGCUGUUCCUGCAGCAACAUGCAAGAUACAGAAUGUGUUUACUUCUGCCAUGUAGGCAUUGUUUGGGUCAACACACCAGGACAGGUUGUUCCGUACGGUCUGGGGAAUCCUCUGAAACUUCGGAAGCGGGAACUGACUCGAUGUUUCUGCACCAAAGGCAAAGAUGCAAAGUGCAGGACCUUCUGCCAGUCACCAAUCAGAGUGCCGAGCAGCAGUCACAUUGGAGAUGUGGGUGUUGGAAUUCCCAAGAAAGCAGCUGGGAAGAGCAUGAGGAUAGCACCACGCCAGGAGGGCCAAAGACCGGCCUCGCAGGAGUUGGAAAGCUAGGGGAGAAGUGA
This is a messenger RNA of Rhincodon typus (whale shark), 529 nucleotides long. RefSeq lists its product as uncharacterized. NCBI's taxonomy places the organism in Eukaryota, Metazoa, Chordata, Chondrichthyes, Orectolobiformes, Rhincodontidae. The coding region runs from base 36 to 518 and encodes 160 amino acids. Gene Ontology annotation, cellular component: extracellular region. The transcript has 4 exons. The record is from RefSeq and is a predicted model, not a curated record. Gene Ontology annotation, biological process: intracellular calcium ion homeostasis; vein smooth muscle contraction; regulation of systemic arterial blood pressure by endothelin. Gene Ontology annotation, molecular function: hormone activity; endothelin B receptor binding.